UACCGCUUAUCAUAGCUUUGAUAACGCUAUGACCAGUUCAAUUUAGUCCCUUGUUGGAUUCUUGGUGUACAAAAUGAGCGAAGAGUGCAGUAUUCCUGAUGCAGGAUCUUACGCAGCAAACACCCCAAACUCAAGCGAUGUUAGUGCGGUUACCAAAUCUCGUCCAGUGUUCUCUCCAGAUGACCUUUACUACAACAUGAGCGGUGACAGAUAUAUUUAUAUUUUUAACCACUACGCUUAUCAAAAAACAAGAUAUUUCAACCAGCAUCGGCCAUCAACUAGAGAAGGAACUCAAAAGGACGUCAACCGGCUCUCAAAGGUGUUCAGCCGUCUUGGUUUUAAAGUGGUAGCGCAUAAUGACUUGGAGCAUGGUGAUAUUAUAAAGGAGGUUACCGCAAUUAGCAGCCGGGAUCACAGCAAUACAUCGUGUUUAUUCUUUGCUUUUCUGACGCACGGCGAAAGAGGAGGGGACCUCUAUGCGUCUGACAGACCCUACCAGUUUAGAGACGUUCUUGUAUUGCUGGAACAUGGUCACGCGUCUUUGGUAGCUAAGCCUAAAGUACUUUUCGUUCAGGCUUGUAGAGGCGAUCAGAAAGAUGAAGGUAGAAGGGUUGAGCUUGAUAGUCCAGUAGCAUCCUAUGUUGUUCCAACACAUGCUGAUUUCCUGAUACUCUAUUCCACGGUUGAAGAUUAUCUCUCCUACCGUGACACCAAUGGCUCCUUCAUGAUACAAGAUCUGUGUAACAUUAUAGAGUCAUACCACGAGUCUUGCGAUCUUCUUCAUCUGAUCACCCUCGUUCAUCACCGCGUCGCCUAUCACCGUUCCACUUACGCACCUAAAUCAACUCAUCACAAUAAGAAACAGAUGCCCGAAACAAGAUUUUCACUUACUAAAUUGUUAAAAUUAUAGAUGCCGUUGAAAUACCGACUAACUUUGGUGUUUGAUUAUCGGAUGUUGAGAAAACAAGAUUUGAAAUGUUUGAAACUAACUAAUAAAACACGUGUCCUUAUGAUUUAUAUAGAUAAGAUAGAUAUAAAUUAAUUAAUUUGUUUUUAUUUUUAGUGAAUUAAGUGUAUUUUCUUAAAUUCUUAUUUUCGAUAGUGUUAAUUGCUUAGUAAUGCUGUGCAUAACUUUAAAUCAGUAUUAUAGUAAAAGUUAUAAUAAUUGUAAUUUUAUUUCGUAAAUGAUAAAUUAUGUAUCUAGUUGGUAAGCGUAAAUAAAUA
Leptidea sinapis is the source of this 1224-nucleotide messenger RNA. RefSeq names its product caspase-1-like (gene ICE). Gene Ontology annotation, molecular function: cysteine-type endopeptidase activity. Gene Ontology annotation, biological process: proteolysis. The record is from RefSeq and is a predicted model, not a curated record. The transcript is spliced from 6 exons. Lineage: Eukaryota; Metazoa; Arthropoda; Insecta; Lepidoptera; Pieridae. The coding region runs from base 74 to 910 and encodes 278 amino acids.